This is a messenger RNA of Helianthus annuus (common sunflower), 588 nucleotides long. RefSeq lists its product as uncharacterized. The transcript has a single exon. Lineage: Eukaryota; Viridiplantae; Streptophyta; Magnoliopsida; Asterales; Asteraceae. The record is from RefSeq and is a predicted model, not a curated record. The coding region runs from base 1 to 588 and encodes 195 amino acids.
AUGGCUCCUAAUGCUUCCCAAACUAAAUUUUCCCUUAAACUGAUGGUUAACAAAGAAGAAAAGAGAGUUAUAUUUGCUGAAGCUGACAGCAACUUUGUUGACACUCUUUUCAGCAUCAUGACUUUGCCAAUGGCCACAAUUGUCAGGCUCUUGCGUAAACUCCCCGAUGGAACGCUUAAGCCGAUUGGGAGCCUAAACAACUUGUACCAAAGUCUACUGGAUCUUUCUAUGAAUUGUAUGUCAGCUGAAGAAAACAAAUGGAUGCUGCUUAAUCCCAGAACUUCAUCACAUGAUACAUACAGAACGCUUAAACUCAACAUAAAUGAUGAAGAGCCUACAAAAUUCUUCAUAUGCCAAGAUAUUUUGUGCAGCCGGUGCUCUGGUCCGUGUUUUAGCACCUGUAACCUUGCAAAAUGCAAGUGUGGCAAGACCAUGAACCUCGAAAUGAAAUACGAGGAAUUAAAUGGUAAUAUGACAGGUGGGGUGUUUGUUUCUGAUUUAACAUCCUAUAUUGUCACAGAUGAUCUCCGUGUAAUGCCGAAUAGUCCAGACUUUAUUGUUCAGCUACUAUGUGAACUUGGAGGGUAA